This is a messenger RNA of Knipowitschia caucasica, 405 nucleotides long. The record is from the annotation of a GenBank genome assembly. Lineage: Eukaryota; Metazoa; Chordata; Actinopteri; Gobiiformes; Gobiidae.
AUGGCCACCUCCCUCUCCUGCCACCUCCCUCUCCUGGCCACCUCCCUCCACCUCCCUCUCCUGGCCACCUCCCUCCACUGCCACCUCCCUCUCCUGCCACCUCCCUCUCCUUGCCACCUCCCUCCACCUCCCUCUCCUGGCCACCUCCCUCCACUGCCACCUCCCUCUCCUGCCACCUCCCUCUCCUGGCCACCUCCCUCUCCUGCCACCUCCCUCUCUUGGCCACCUCCCUCCCCUGCCACCUCCCUCUCUGUUCACCUCCCUCUCCUGCCACCUCCCUCUCCUGGCCACCUCCCUCCCCUGCCACCUCCCUCUCCUGUUCACAUCCUUCUCAUUCGCCUCUUACGGAGUAGGACAUUGCCUCUGUGGUUCAUCUAUGUUCAUACUAUAUGUUACUGGCCCUAA